AAGGUAGGCAAACGAAAUCGGGCUCCCUCAGUCGUCGCUUGGCGCCGGAAGAGGCCGGUGUGCCGCCGGGAUGGAGGGCAGGGCGGGCUCGCUCCCAGGCGAAGGCGGCGGAGGAGGAGGAGCAGGCCCGGGCCCGGCACGGAGGCCCACCAGGCUGGUCUCGGCCGGGAGCAGCGGCGCCGGGGGAGGGACGGCGGGCUCCUCCGCCUCCGCGUCCCGGCAGCCGAGCGUGGAGGCCCUGGACAGUCCCACAGGAUCCCAUGUCGAAUGGUGCAAGCAACUCAUUGCUGCUACAAUUUCUAGCCAGAUUUCGGGUUCUGUUCCCUCAGAGAGAGAAUACCGGGUGUACAAGAGGCCUACUCUAAGGGAGAUUCAGGAUGGACACAAUGGCUAUACUUCUGACGCAGAAGUUGACCAGGCGCUGAGGGAUGCAAACAAACUCGCUCAGAUGGAAGAGGCCCCACUUUUUCCUGGAGAAUCAAUCAAAGCGAUCGCUAAAGAUGUCAUGUAUAUCUGUCCGUUUAUGGGAGCCAUCAGUGGUACUCUGACAGUGACAGAUUUCAAAAUGUACUUCAAGAACGUUGAAAGGGAUCCGCAUUUUAUUCUUGAUGUUCCUCUUGGAGUGAUAAAUCGGGUUGAAAAGAUAGGAGUGCAGAGUCAUGGAGACACCUCCUGUGGCAUUGAAAUUGUUUGCAAGGAUAUGAGAAACUUGCGACUUGCCUAUAAACAGGAAGAAAACAGGCUAGAGAUUUUUCAAAACCUCAUUACUCGAGCGUUUCCUCUUUCUCAUGGGCUUCCAUUCUUCGCCUUCAGCUAUAGAGAGAAAUUUCCCACAAAUGGCUGGAAAGUGUAUGAUCCAAUAGCAGAAUACAAGAGGCAGGGUUUACCCAACGAGAGUUGGAAAAUAUCCAAAAUCAACAGCACAUACGAAUUUUGUGACACGUAUCCUGCCAUCCUUGUUGUGCCGACAAGCGUAAAAGACGACGACCUCUCCAGAGUAGCAGCGUUCAGGGCAAAAGGCAGAGUUCCGGUGUUGUCUUGGAUCCACCCCGAAAGCCAGGCCACCGUCACGCGCUGCAGCCAACCCCUGGUCGGUCCAAACGACAAGCGAUGCAAGGAAGACGAGAAGUACUUGCAGACUAUCAUGGAUGCCAACGCUCAGUCUCACAAACUCUUCAUCUUUGACGCCAGACAGAAUAGCGUUGCAGACACAAAUAAGGCAAAAGGUGGUGGAUACGAAAGCGAAGGCGCCUACCCGAAUGUGGAGUUGGUCUUCUUGGAAAUCCCCAACAUCCACGUGAUGCGAGAGUCCCUGCGCAAGCUGAAGGAGAUUGUGUACCCGACCAUUGAUGAGUCUCGGUGGCUGUCAAAUGUGGAGAGUACACACUGGCUGGAAUAUAUACGGAUGCUUCUUGCUGGCGCAGUGAGGAUCGCGGACAAGAUCGAGUCUGGGAAAACGUCGGUGGUGGUCCACUGCAGCGACGGCUGGGACCGCACGGCACAGCUGACCUCCUUAGCCCUGCUCAUGCUGGACAGCCAUUACAGAACCAUCAAAGGCUUUGAGGUCCUCUUGGAGAAGGAAUGGAUGAGCUUCGGGCACCGGUUUGCAAUGCGGGUCGGUCAUGGUGACAAUGACCAUGCUGACGCUGACAGAUCGCCCAUCUUCCUUCAGUUCAUAGACUGCGUUUGGCAAAUGACAAAACAGUUUCCAGCCGCCUUUGAAUUCAACGAGCUGUUUUUGAUCACCAUUUUGGACCAUCUUUACAGCUGCCUCUUUGGCACCUUUUUGUACAACUCUGAACACCAGCGAGUUAAAGAGGAAAUCGGCACAAGGACAGUCUCUCUGUGGUCCUACAUUAAUAGCCAGGUCGAUGAAUUCAGUAACCCUUUCUUCGUAAAUUACGAAAACCACGUCCUGUACCCCGUCGCCAGUCUAAGCCAUUUGGAAUUGUGGGUAAACUAUUAUGUACGAUGGAAUCCACGAAUGAGACCUCAGAUGCCGAUUCACCAGAAUCUGAAGGAGCUGCUGGCCAUCCGGGCGGAGCUGCAGAAGCGGGUGGAAGACCUGCAACGAGAAGCCUCCACGCGCUCCAUCUCCUCCUCCUCCGACCGCGGCUCCUCCCCGGCGGCCACUCCGGUGCACACCUCCGUCUGACGCGGGGCUGAAGAGCCAGGUACAUGCCUGCCGGGCAGAGCGCACUCCUUGCGCAUUACGGGGCGGCACUUCCCUUCCCAAGUGUCCGUCGCGUCCAGGCCAAACGUGUCGAUGUGCCUGUGGUUUCGUAGCCGUGACGGUUGCUAGAAUGUCUUCAGUGUCUUUUUUGGUUUUUUGAGAUGUCUUAACUGAAUUUCCAGUUGACUUUGUUAUAAGCAACCUGUGACAAACCGGGCGAAGGCAGUGCAGGAGGACCCCGAUUUCUGGAAAGGGAACCAAUUUGGUUUCCUGGGUACUUACUUGAUCCAAGAAAAAGCUACAUCAGAUAUUACGUUUCUCUGAACCGGUGUAGAGGAUCGAAUGCACUUUGAGAAUGGAUUUAAUUUUGUAACAGUAUAGGCAUUUGUAUAUUUUGAAUACCUAUUUUGAAUAAAUAUGCCAUUGAGUAUCGAACAGGAUUUUGCCAACUGUGAGAUACCCAAUCUUUGGAUCUUUGGAAAAUAAGUGUUGAAACCUAAAUUACUGAUCAAUACUACUUCAGGUUUGCUGUCGUUCUUGAGUUGAGAUGCUGAGUUGACUCAAGUCGCAUCUCUAAUCUGUACAAAGUUUUAGCCCCGCAUUUCACUAAAUGUGUGAAGUGCAAGGAUUUCCCUUUAAUAUAUCAGGUUAACAAAAAUCCAGGUGUCCCUCUGUCGUCAUGAUUGCAUACAUGUCUAUGCAAGCCCAGUAUUAACCAGUGUGUACAGAACACACUCAUUUUACAAAUUUUGCAGAACGUGUUCAGUUGUAGUUAUGAUGACGACAGGUGAAAAGGUUUUUUAGACAAAACAGUCAUAACUGGGUUUCUUGAGACAUUAAAGGCUGUUGUGGUUUUGUAAUGACCGUUUCAUACAUUUUGUUCUAAAGGAGACAAUUAUUGUUCUGAUUCCUAUUGCUGCUGUAUGUACUAUUGUGUAUUUUCCGAUUUGGGAAAUGUUUUGGCAAUCUAUUUUUGCGGUGCACAUUAGAAGCCUCACUCCCUCUUGGUAUUUCCCCUUUGCUUUUAAAAAAACCCGUCUUCCAGUGUUCAGAACUAUCUUUGCUAUUUUCCCUUUGAUCAGUUUUAAACUUUGUGCCCAGAUUUUACUGAUGCAAUGUUUUCUUUCACCGCUCGCCAUUUUUGCGCUUGGGAACGAGACUGGUUUCCAUUGCCUAGAGCUGUACAGCUAACCUGUGCCUCUUGAAUGCCGCAAUUGAAAGGUAUUCUAUAAGGGAAGGAAAACAGUUCUAAAGGUAAGAAUAAAACCUUUGGAUUCCAAGAUGUGCUUUCAAUACCUAUGCACACGUUUUGCAGGGAUUUGACACCAUGUUUGAUCCUAUUUGUAGAAGCAUUGCUUAAAUUGGAAGGGGAAGCAAAAAGGAAAAAAGGAAAAGUAUGGUAUAUAUUGUACUUUAAAGUAAGUUAUAGUUCUAUAUUUCCUCAAGUGAUAUAAUCACAUAUAUUAUGACUGUAAUAUCAAUUUAUAUAUUCCAACUGUAGAGGUAAGUACAUAUUUCAAUGUCCAAUUUUAACAAAUAUAAUCUUGAUAGUGUUCUCAAGGUUUGUAGUACUCUUCUUCAAAUUCGAUCAUUCAAAGUAAAUCAAAGUUCCAUGUCAAUAGUAACUCAUUUAAAGUAAAUCAAAGUUCCAUGUCAAUAGCAACAAAGUUCCAUGUCAGUAGUAACGACUGGUCUCGCGGGUAUGCAUCCAGUUUCGGUGACCUUCUUCAGGUAGACCUUCUUCAGGUAAUCCUGGAGUUCCCCCUGUUUGCUGCUCUGCUGUCUUAUUUCUUUUCAUAGAAUUAAAUGUAAAUUGAGUCAAAAUAAUACAAAUCAUACUAGAAAUAAUACAAACCAUUCUAAAAAUAGACAUGUAUAAUACACCCCAAUAAUAUCUAAUAUAGUAUAUAAAUAUCAGGAUUCACAACAAAAAGAACUUACAUGUCCUCGGAGGAUCCUUACAUGUAGUAUUCUACCUCAAGUUGCAAGCAUUCAGUAGUAGUUCUGUAAAGACUUAAGUAUUUUUUUAUCCCAUUAUAAGAAGCAGGUGAGAUCUAGCCUAUCACUUGAGAACACUAUCAAGAUUAUAUUUGUUAAAAUUGGACAUUGAAAUAUGUACUUAUCUGUACAGUUGGAAUAUAUAAAUUGAUAUUACAGUCAUAAUAUAUGUGAUUAUAUCACUUGAGGAAAUAUAGAACUAUAACUUACUUUAAAAUACAAUAUAUACCAUACUUUUCCUUUUUUCCUUUUUGCUGUAUAUAAUAGACAUCUGUGCAUAUAGCCAUAGCUAAAUUGGAAGGGGAGCCUGUCCUUUCCUGGCCAGGCCACACUUUUCCUCAGCUAAUCUUAUGGGGAACAUAGCCAAAGACACUCAUAUAUCUCUAAAAUGCCCACAGCACAGCAAAUAGGCCACCCUUUCCUUAAGCAUUAGGUCACUGCAACUGCAUCUCAUUAUUUCUAGGUAUUCAGAUGUUGGCUUCUCAAAGAGUGUGCAUAAUGUUGCUUAGAGAUGAAUAGGUAGUAAAAGAAAAAAAAUGACAAGUACCUAGAAGGUUGGGGGGAAAUCUCUUGCUUUGUUUCUCUUCCCUGGAAAGAAUCCUUAGUAGGUUCACAUUGGAAACACAGAUUUGUGAGUUUAAAUAUUCCUCUAUAGAAGCAGUUGGGCAUUUUGGUCCGACGGAGAAGUCAUUACGAGGUUGCAAGUGAAAUGUUGUUGAAUGUUAACAUGUGCAGGUUCUCAUUGUGCAUUAGAGCCACGCAUUUCUUGUUUGUUCACAUACAGUAGAGUCUCACUUAUCCAACAUAAACGGGCCGGCAGAACAUUGGAUAAGUGAAUAUGUUGGAUAAUAAGGAGGGAUUAAGGAUAAGCCUAUUAAACAUUAAAUUAGGUUAUGAUUUUACAAAUUAAGCACCAAAACAUCAUGUUAUACAACAAAUUUGACAGAAAAAGUAGUUCAAUACACAGUAAUACUAUGUAGUAAUUACUGUAUUUACGAUUUUAGCACCAAAAUAUCACGAUGUUUGAAAAAUUGACUACAAAAAUGCGUUGGAUAAUCCAGAAUGUUGGAUAAGUGAGUGUUGGAUAAGUGAGACUCUACUGUAUUCGGUUGCGGGGGGUUGCAGUUCACUAAUGUCCAAUCGUCAUGUAACCUCUGUGAGUGUCAUUACACUUUGUGCCAUUGAGGUAAGAUUUUAGCUAUACAGACCUCCUGGAAAACUGCAGCUUCUAUGUGGAGUUUCAAGGUAGGAAAAGUAGACGGAGGAAGAGGCAAAAGAACGGUUUACCCCAAGGCAGCGUUCUUGCACCAAGCUUGUUUAACAUCUUUACUAAGGAUCAUCCAGAGCCACCCCUCACAAAGAGCUUUGUGUAUGCUGAUGGAUGACCUUGGCCUAACAACACAAGCAAAAGACUUUGAAACAGUCGAAAUCCAACUUACGAAUGCCUUGAAGGAUCUCUCCAGCUAUGACAAAGGAAACUACCUGACGCCUAACCCUGCCAAGACACAAGAGUGUGCUUUCGACCUGCAGAACCGUGAAACCAAUAGGAAAUUGAAAGUUACCUGGGAAGGCCAAGAGCUGUUCCCAUCCUAAAUAUCUUGGUGUCACCUUAGAUCGAACACUAACAUAUAGGAAACACUUCAUUCCUCCAGGAGCAAACCAAGAAUGGGCAACUUGGAAGUCCCUGAAGACACUCAGAAGCGGAGAGGGCCGGUCAAUGAACAACCUGGGCAAAUGGCAUGACCUAGAAGAAUCCUCCACUUUGUGUGACUGUGGAGCAGAACGAACAACUCCGCAUCUUUAUGCUUGUCUGUAGUGUCCUGCCUCGUGUACAGAAGAAUUGUUUGAGGAUACAGACAAUGCUGUCGCUGUUGCCCGUUUUUCGUCAGAAAAUAUUUAGCCGCUUGUGCUCCUAUUAUGACCAGUUCUAUACUAAUUUAUACAAUGCUUUUGAUACGAAAUAAACAAAAAGCCUCAGAGGAAGACCAAGACCUCGGAAUAAAGCUUGACAAGAAAACUCUGUGACAGGAUCACCCCAAGUCUGAAAUGACCCGAAGGAAUACAACAACAGCCAUAAUCUUAAUUAGUUAUUAUUUUUGCCUUACUUGGGAAAUGAGGUGUUAAAAAUGUUAAAAAGCGGCUUAGUCUGCCAGAUUUGGGCCCCUCCCGCCUGCCAUCACAAGGGAAACCUUCUUACCUCGGUGGUCUCCCACUGGCACCCCAAGAGCACAUACAAACACACGCAGAGCACAUGCAAACACACGCAGCCUCCUUGUACAAGUCAGUCUUUCAUUUAUUAUUUUCCAGUUUUGUAGUUCAGCAAUCAAGUGAGGAAAUCCCUCCCCCAUAAUUCUUAUAUGCACUUUAGCAAAAUGAGCCUGCCUUUUCGUAACAUCAUGCUAGCUUUUCACCUGGGACAAAUCAUUUCUGUAUUAGCCAAAGGUAUGUAUGUAUUGCUUAAAUAAAAAGCUUGGCACCUUUUAGACACAA
Messenger RNA from Anolis carolinensis (green anole), 6661 nucleotides. It is a transcript of the gene mtmr1, whose product is annotated as myotubularin related protein 1. Gene Ontology annotation, molecular function: phosphatidylinositol-3,5-bisphosphate 3-phosphatase activity; phosphatidylinositol-3-phosphate phosphatase activity. The record is from RefSeq and is a predicted model, not a curated record. Gene Ontology annotation, biological process: phosphatidylinositol dephosphorylation. The coding region runs from base 71 to 2155 and encodes 694 amino acids. NCBI's taxonomy places the organism in Eukaryota, Metazoa, Chordata, Lepidosauria, Squamata, Anolidae. Gene Ontology annotation, cellular component: membrane; cytoplasm. The transcript is spliced from 17 exons.